AUGUUGGGUUCACGGGUAUUGCCCUUCGCACCGAUUUCCUCAGUUCAGCGAACCGAUCCCAAUUCGAAGUCUUCUUCUUCAACUUGUUCCAAGAUACCACGAAACACUGUUCUUCCUUUGCCUUGCUCUUCAACCUCUACAGCUUCGCCUUCCAUUGAUGCCACCAGCAAUAGCUCUGAAGAACUCAACCACAGUGAUAAUGAGAAUCGCAAGAGUGCCACUGCGCAGAAGUUCACAUAUAGCAGAGCCUCCCCUUCAAUCAGAUGGCCCCACUUGAAGCUCUCAGAGAUGUACCCAUCUACACAUACGCAUGUGGAAGACAGGGAAGUUUCUUCAUCCGUUGAGAAUGCAGGGUUUUCUGAGGCCAAAGAGGAAACCCAGGAGGACCUCGAUAAUGUUUCCCCUAGUGAUGUGAACGAUGAAUCACAGGAAACGUUGGGGAGGCGUAGCAAGACGAGGGUAAAGAAAAUGAAUAAAUUGGCGCUGAUAAGAGCAAAAGAUUGGAGGGAGAGAGUACAGUAUUUGACAGAUAGGAUUCUAGCUUUAAAGUCCGAGGAUUUCGUAGCGGAUGUGUUGGACGAUCGGAAGGUUCAGAUGACGCCAACUGAUUUUUGCUUUGUGGUGAAAUGGGUUGGGCAAAAGAGCUGGCAACGUGCACUUGAAGUCUAUGAAUGGUUGAAUUUGCGGCAUUGGUACUCGCCGAAUGCGAGGAUGCUUGCGACAAUCUUGUCGGUGCUGGGGAAAGCUAAUCAAGAAGCGUUAGCUGUGGAAAUAUUCACGCGGGCGGAGUUAGACAUGGAAAAUACAGUCCAAGUAUAUAAUGCAAUGAUGGGUGUCUAUGCACGGAACGGUCGAUUCAAGAAGGUACAAGAGCUGCUUGAUUUAAUGCGUGAACGAGGAUGCGAACCAGACCUGGUGAGUUUCAAUACUUUGAUUAACGCCAGGAUGAAGUCUGGUGCUAUGGUGCCUGAUUUAGCUCUUCAACUUUUAGAUGAAGUUAGGAGAUCAGGUAUUAGACCAGACAUAAUUACUUAUAAUACCCUUAUAAGUGCUUGCUCAAGAGAGUCGAAUUUGGAGGAAGCAAUCAAGAUUUUUAAUGACAUGGAGAAAAACAAGUGUCAACCUGAUCUGUGGACAUACAAUGCUAUGAUUUCAGUAUACGGUAGGUGUGGCCAUUCUGGGAAAGCUGAGCAUCUCUUUAAAGAACUGGAAUCUAAAGGAUUUUUCCCUGAUGCAGUAACGUAUAAUUCCUUAUUGUAUGCUUAUUCAAGAGAAGGAAAUGCAGAGAAGGUUAGGGAUUUUUGUGAAGAAAUGGUGAAAAUUGGGUUGGGUAAGGAUGAGAUGACAUACAAUACUAUCAUAAACAUGUAUGGGAAGCAAGGCCAGUGUGACCAGGCACUACAGCUUUACAGAGACAUGAAAUUAUCUGGCCAAAAUCCAGAUGCUGUUACGUAUACUGUUUUAAUUGAUUCACUUGGAAAGGCAAAUAAAAUUGUGGAAGCUGCAAAUGUGAUGUCUGAAAUGUUGGAUGCAGGAGUGAAGCCCACUUUGCAUACUUAUAGUGCUUUGAUAUGUGCUUAUGCCAAGGCUGGAAAGAGAGUGGAGGCCGAGGAGACAUUUAAAUGCAUGGUUAAGUCAGGGAUCAAAGCUGACCGUUUAGCCUAUUCAGUUAUGUUGGAUAUCUUUAUGAGGUUCAAUGAGGUAAAAAAGGCAAUGAUGUUGUAUAAGGAAAUGGUUCGUGAAGGCUUCACACCAGAUAAUACCCUUUAUGAGACCAUGUUACGAGUUCUUGUGAGGGAAAACAAGUGGGAAGUUGUUGAUGACAUUGUAAGUGAUCUUGAAGAACGAAGUGGUAUGAAUCCACAAGUUCUUUGUUCUGUUCUUAUAAAAGGAGAAUGUUUCGAUCAUGCUGCUAAAAAAUUGAAAGUUGCCAUCUGCAAGGGCUAUGAAUUGGAUCAUGAGACUCUAUUAUCAAUUAUGAGUAAAUAUAGUUCUUCCGCAAGAUAUUCAGAAGCAUGUGAACUGCUCGAGUUCCUGAAAGAGCAUGCUCCAGACUCGAGUCAACUGCUAACUGAGGCACUUAUCAUUAUACUUUGCAAGGCUCAAAAGUUAGAUGCUGCUUUGGAGGAAUAUAGAAAUAAUGGGGCCCUUGGUUGGUUCAGGAGAGGUUAUACUAUGUACGAGUCUCUUAUUCUGGAAUGCAAGCAGAAUGACCUCUUUGAGGUGGCUUCUCAGAUUUUUGCUGACAUGAGAUUCCAUGGCCUAGAGCCGUCUAUCUGUCUGUAUCAGUGCAUGGUGUUUGUCUACUGUAGAAUGCAAAUCCCAGAGACAGCCCACCACUUGCUGUAUUAUGCAGAAAAAAAGGGUAUCGUACUUGAUAAUGUGUCUGUUUAUAUUGAUAUCAUUGAGACGUAUGGAAAGUUAAAGCUAUGGCAAAAGGCAGAAAGUUUAGUGGGAAGUUUGAAGCAAAGAUGUUCAACAGUGGAUAGAAAAAUCUGGAAUGCCUUGAUACAUGCUUAUGCCUUAAGUGGUUGUUAUGAACGAGCUAGAGCUAUUUUCAAUACAAUGAUGAGAGAUGGUCCUACCCCAACUGUGGAUUCCAUAAAUGGACUAUUACAAGCUUUGAUUGUCGAUGGGAGGCUGGAUGAACUUUAUUUGGUUAUUCAAGAACUGCAAGAUAUGGGGUUUAGGAUAAGUAAGAGUUCCAUAUUGUUGAUCCUUGAAGCAUUUGCUCUGGCAGGAAACUUAUUUGAGGUGCAGAAGGUAUACCAUGGAAUGAAAGCUGCAGGUUAUUUUCCUACCAUGCAUCUUUACAGAAUCAUGAUGAGAUUGUUGUGUAAAGCUAAACGUGUUAGGGAUGUAGAAGCCAUGUUAAGUGAGAUGGAAGAAGCUGGAUUUAAGCCUGAUCUUCAAAUUUGGAACUCUAUACUUCAAUUGUAUUCUGGAAUUGAUGAUUUCAAAAAGAUGGCUAUUGUUUACCGGAAGAUCCAAGAUUCUGGUCUACAACCAGAUGAGGAAACUUACAAUACCUUAAUUAUAAUGUACUGCAGAGAUCGUAGACCAGAGGAAGGUUCGACAUUGAUGCAUAAGAUGAGAGGAUUGGGUAUGGAACCUAAGCUGGACACAUACAAAAGCUUGAUUGCAGCAUUUGGCAAGCAACAGCUACUAGAACCAGCAGAGGAACUUUUUGAAGAGCUUAGAUCAAAUGGUUAUAGACUAGACCGCUCUUUCUACCAUUUAAUGAUGAAAAUAUAUAGAAAUUCUGGGGAUCACAUGAAAGCCGAAAAUCUAUUAGGCGUGAUGAAGGAAGCAGGCAUAGAGCCCACAGUUGCUACCAUGCACUUGCUUAUGGUUUCUUAUGGCAGCUCUGGGCAGCCUCAUGAAGCCGAAAAAGUCCUGGAAAACUUGAGAACUACUGGGUUAGUUUCAGAUACUCUGCCUUAUAGCUCUGUUAUUGAUGCAUAUCUCAAACAUGGAGAUUUUAAAGCUGCGACUGAAAAGCUCACGGAGAUGAAGGAAGUGGGCUUGGAACCAGACCACAGAAUAUGGACAUGCUUCAUCAGAGCUGCAAGCUUGUCUCAAGAAUCAGACGGGGCCAUUAAUCUUUUAAGUGUACUCCAGGCUGCCGGGUUUGAUCUUCCAAUCAGGCUUCUGAGAGAAAAAUGCGAGUCAAUAGUUUUAGAAGUGGACCAGUAUUUGGAGAAAAUACAACCUUUGGAAGACAAUGCAGCCUUUAAUUUUGUCAAUGCUUUGGUGGAUCUCUUGUGGGCAUUUGAACUUCGGGCUACUGCAUCAUGGGUUUUCCAGCUGGCAAUCAAAAGAAGCAUCUAUCGCCAUGAUAUCUUUAGAGUUGCUGAGAAGGAUUGGGGUGCAGAUUUUCGAAAAUUAUCUGCUGGCUCAGCUCUUGUUGGUCUUACUUUAUGGCUUGAUCACAUGCAGGAUGCUUCGUUGCAGGGUUGUCCAGAGUCGCCAAAAUCAGUUGUGCUUAUAACAGGAACGGCUGAAUAUAACAUGGUUUCCCUCAAUAAUACAUUGAAGGCAUGCCUCUGGGAAAUGGGGUCGCCUUUUCUUCCUUGUAAGACGCGCACUGGGGUCCUUGUAGCGAAGGCUCACUCCCUCAGAAUGUGGUUAAAAGAUUCCCCAUUUUGCUUGGAUCUGGAGUUAAAAGAUGCCUCAAACAUCCCUGAAUUAAAUUCUAUGCAGCUUGUUGAAGGAUGCUUCAUAAGACGUGGCCUUGUUCCGGCUUUCAAGGAGAUCAAAGAGAGAUUGGGAAUAGUGAGCCCCAAGAAAUUUUCUAGAUUGGCUUUAUUACCUGAUGAUAAGAGAACUAAAGCCAUUGAAGCUGAUUUAGAGGGAAGGAAAGAGAAGUUGGAAAAAAGAAAGAAAAUUGUUGACCCAAAAAGGCUUAGGAAGAUCAAGCAACUAAGGAAAAGGAAGUAUAUCAAGGAAGCUGAGUUGUCCAAGAAAGGUGCGUUAGGCAUACAAAAGACUUUCACGGCUGUUGGCUCAGAGUAAAGCAGGAGGCUAAACCCAAAGAAUAUAAACUCACAACUGUACAGAUUGAUUAACUUCUACUGUGAAUAGAUACUGUGUCUUAUGAUCAAAGAUUUUUAGAUCUCUAAUUUCUACAAUUUAACGAAAUCGUUAUUGCAUGUUGUGAUCCUUGUACGGACCCCAAGACUAGGCGACUAAAUUGUAUGGAUACCUCAAUGCUCAUGAUGAUGUAAUUUUACUGAAAAUCCACUUCCAAGUGUA
Molecule: messenger RNA, 4755 nt
Organism: Neltuma alba
Lineage: Eukaryota; Viridiplantae; Streptophyta; Magnoliopsida; Fabales; Fabaceae
Product: pentatricopeptide repeat-containing protein At3g18110, chloroplastic
Exons: 4
Coding region: 1-4515 (1504 amino acids)
Molecular function (GO): protein binding
Source: RefSeq, a predicted model, not a curated record